This is a messenger RNA of Rhinopithecus roxellana (golden snub-nosed monkey), 1116 nucleotides long. RefSeq names its product transmembrane protein 170A (gene TMEM170A). Gene Ontology annotation, biological process: endoplasmic reticulum tubular network organization. The transcript has 3 exons. The coding region runs from base 137 to 571 and encodes 144 amino acids. Gene Ontology annotation, cellular component: endoplasmic reticulum membrane. Lineage: Eukaryota; Metazoa; Chordata; Mammalia; Primates; Cercopithecidae. The record is from RefSeq and is a predicted model, not a curated record.
CUUGGCAGCGCCGUUGGGAUUGGGGGAAGAGGGCCCCGGCUGGAGGUGACGCUGAGGCGGCGAGGGUGAGUGGUGGCCGGCCGCUACCGCACUUCGGGCGCUCGUCCCUCAUUUCUCUGUGGUGAAUGGCGACGGGAUGGAGCGCGAGGGGAGCGGCGGCAGCGGCGGGUCGGCCGGGCUCCUGCAGCAGAUCCUGAGCCUCAAGGUUGUGCCGCGGGUGGGCAACGGGACCCUGUGCCCCAACUCUACUUCCCUCUGCUCCUUCCCAGAGAUGUGGUAUGGUGUGUUCCUGUGGGCACUGGUGUCUUCUCUGUUCUUUCAUGUCCCUGCUGGAUUACUGGCCCUCUUCACCCUCAGAUAUCACAAAUAUGGUAGGUUCAUGUCUGUAAGCAUCCUGUUGAUGGGCAUCGUGGGACCAAUUACUGCUGGAAUCUUGACAAGUGCAGCUAUUGCUGGAGUUUACCGAGCAGCAGGGAAGGAAAUGAUACCAUUUGAAGCCCUCACUCUGGGCACUGGACAGACGUUUUGCGUCGUGGUGGUCUCCUUUUUACGGAUUUUAGCUACCCUAUAGCAUAUAUCCUUGUGCUGAGAUGUUGAACCUAAACUUUAUGGAAUCCUCCAGAAGAAUACAUUAUGGAGUGUAGUGUUUUCUUAGUUCUUCAAAGGGAAGCAACUUGGAUGAACAGGAACGUGAAGGACAACAUCUCAGCCUUUUCUUCAUUUUGAAGCUCCUAGAAUUGAAGACUUAUGUGGACUCCUAUCGUUCUCAACCAAAACAAGCCUUUUGGCUUUCUUUUUUGUAGAUAUUUAAUUUAAGCAGUUUUCACAUGUACCUUUACCCAAGCCAAGUCAACAGUGUCUCUGGGGUGGCAUCCUUUGCACUGAAAUUUACAGUAUUCUGUGAGAUGUCGCAUAUUUUGAAGAAACUAUGGAAGAUACUGGUUUAUUUCAAAUAAGCAGAGUAUGUUGUAUUAAAAUCUUACCUAAUCUUGAUUAAAAUUUGGCAAACUCUUUUCUUUACUAAAUCUUAGUGACAGUAAAUGCCAAAUAGGUUUUGGUUAAGUAUAGUUUUAAAAACAAAUUUGGUGAAAUAAAACAGGAAAAAAAUUUUAAGUA